AUGGGGGGAAAGGGUGGGGGAAAGGGUGGGGGAAGGGGUGGGGGAAGGGGUGGGGGAACUGGGUGGGGGAACUGGGUGGGGGAAGGGGUGGGGGAAGGGGUGGGGGAAGGGGUGGGGGAACUGGGUGGGGGAAGGGGUGGGGGAAGGCAAUGGGGGGAAAGGGUGACGGCUUCCAGUCGGAGGACGUGGCACUGUACGCGUUGGGCGUUGGGGCCUGCUCGUCUGACGCGUGUGACUCUAUCGACCUGCCCUUCGCCUACAAUCACCUCUUCCAGGAUCGAUUCUUUCUUCGAUCCGGCUCUACUGCUGCACGGAGAGCAGUACCUACGCCUCUUCCGCCCCCUGCCCACCGCUGCCAAGGUGGUGAAUCGGGCGUGCAUAUCUGGCGUGAAGGACAAGGGCAGGGCGGCCAUAGUGGAUGUGGAGACAGUCUCUUUCGACCGCGAGUCAGGCGCCAGGCUGGCACUCAACAGGUCAUCCAUUGUGCUGCGUGGUGCCGGGGGGUUUUCCUCCAAACCUGCCACCACCUCCACGAACCCAUCUCCACCACAACAGCAACCACAACAACCACCAGCAGCACGUGGCAGUGCAGCAGGCACCAAACAGCCAUCCGUUCGCCCGCCACCCCACGCAUCAACAGAGGAGCGCAUCCCUCCCAACCAGGCUCUGAUGUACCGCCUCUGUGGCGACCUCAACCCCCUCCACUCCGACCCUGAAUUCGCCGCCACUGCAGGCUAUCCUCGCCCAAUCCUACACGGCCUCUGCACGCUCGGCUUCGCCACCCGAGCCAUCCUCCGAACCUGCUGCAGGGGCGACCCGAGCCUCUUCCACAGCGUGCAGGUUCGGUUCACGGGGCAUGUGUUCCCGGGCGAGACUCUCAUCACCCGAACGUGGCAGCCCGUGUCCAUGCCAGCAUCAAGCGCAGCAGGUGAAGAAGAGCCAGCAGGAUCGGAAGGGGAGGCCGUGGGAGGAGGGGGGAGACCGUUGAGGCGUGUGAGCUUUGAGUGCUGGAUCGCAGAGCGCAACAAGAUGGUGCUGUCGGGGUGGAUGCAGCUGUGUGGUGACAGUGAAGGCACGGGCAAUGACAUCAUGGGCAAUGAUGGCUCCCCCAAGCCACGCUUGUAG
Closterium sp. Naga37s-1 is the source of this 1125-nucleotide messenger RNA. The record is from the annotation of a GenBank genome assembly. NCBI's taxonomy places the organism in Eukaryota, Viridiplantae, Streptophyta, Zygnematophyceae, Desmidiales, Closteriaceae.